Fonsecaea erecta is the source of this 1335-nucleotide messenger RNA. RefSeq lists its product as hypothetical. Gene Ontology annotation, biological process: protein quality control for misfolded or incompletely synthesized proteins. The transcript has a single exon. The record is from RefSeq and is a predicted model, not a curated record. Gene Ontology annotation, molecular function: misfolded protein binding. Gene Ontology annotation, cellular component: i-AAA complex. Lineage: Eukaryota; Fungi; Ascomycota; Eurotiomycetes; Chaetothyriales; Herpotrichiellaceae. The coding region runs from base 1 to 1335 and encodes 444 amino acids.
AUGAAUUCCAGUAUGUUCACGAGCCAGCUGCUUCGCAACUUCAGACCUGCGCCACCCGCUCCCUCUCGAGCUCUGCUCAACAGCUUCCACAACUUAUCGAAAGCACGGCGUCUCGUUCGCAGCACGCCCUCCCUCAAUGCACGAGUUCAGACGAGAAACGCUAGGAAAUAUGCUCGCCCUCCAAAUCGAUUCGAACAAGCCGUCAUUGACGCCCGGGUGAAACACCCAGUCCUGUUCCCAUUCCUGCUCUUUGGCUCCACGGCUUCGGUGAUCUUGCUCAUUAUCAUGGCCUAUGAUCAAUGGCGGAGGGAGAAGAGAGGCACCUCGGUAUAUCCUCCAGCCGUCGAGGACCAGCUCCGGCUGGCCUUGCACUACACCCACAUCUCCCCUGACCCAGACACGGCGUCAAAAUAUUUCAUGCAAGCCAUCAAGAAGGCGGAGGAGGUGGGCAUGGACCCCUAUAGCAAAGACACGGUCGGCAUUCGGGUCCGCUUCUCCCAGAUGUUAGAAGAGUUCGGACACGUCAAGGCGGCCAUCGAGAUCCUGGACGGCAUCUCCUCCGACCUGGAACAAAAACUGGCCGAGCUUGACCAGACCUCGUCCAGCAAGACAGAUCCUCCGUCGCCUCUGGAACCAGAGACUGCGGAUUUUCGAGCCAACCUGAUCAAGGGAAUUGUCAAGCUAAAGAUCAAGAUAUCAUCAAUGUACGAAAGCGAUUAUCUUCAGAACCCCACGAUGGCCAAACACGUGCUGUCAGAUGCGGUGGGCCUUGUCGUGAAGGAGACCAAGGAUCCCCAGGUCAACACCUUUACGGAGGACAACGCGGCGGGCUUGACUACGGGGGAAAUUGCUGCGAUGCUGUCUCAGAUGGGCGAUCUGUACGCCACCUCGGGCGAAGAGGAAAAUGCCAUCCAACUCUACAUGCUCACGCUGAAGCCGUUGAGGGCGUCGUGCAACGGCACGAGAUCCUGCAAGGAAGCCCAGGUCCUCAGCAACAUUGCGUCUACCAUGGACAUGGCGCUGAAGAAGCCGACGGCGAAGAUCAACGGGAAGCCAGCGACCAAGGACACGCUGGCGGCCGGACGACGAGCUGCUCUGAGAUGGGCGGACCAAGCCAUCGCCGCCGCCGACGUGGUCACGUCGGAAGAGCGCGAUGAAAUCUGCACCGCCGCUCUGAUCUCCGCCCAGAUGACCCGCGCGGACCUGUUGCUGGACAGUGGCGACAAGGCAAAGGCCCGCGAGGCAUUUCUGAGUCUGCUGCCUAUGUUGAGGGAGAGGAAUCUCCUUCCUCUGAUCGAAACCGCAGAGCAAGGGCUGAAAAGGGCUAGCACCUAA